AAUAGGACCGCCCUCGCCAAUCCAGAAAGACACAAACACAGCAGGACGAGCCCUCUUCAUGUCGCCUCCAAUCAGAAGAGAGACAAACACAACGCGGCACGCCCCCUGCCCUCAAAACAGGCCAACCCGGAAACCGAUAAGCCGAACGAGUCACGUCUUUUUUUUGGAAAGCAUCUGCCAAUCGGAUGGGACACAAACAGAAUGGAUCCCGCCCCUUUCCUACACUCUAGCCAAUCAAGAGAGGCAUAAACAUUGAGGAAACGCACGCCUCCUCGUUACAGGUCCUAGCGAGCGCGGGCACGAGCGCCUGGGGGGAGGAGGACGCGGGACGGUGGCGGUUAUGGCGGAGGGGUGCCGCGUUCCUGUCGCGGAAGCAGAGGGGCCCGGACAGCAGGAGCAGCUCGGGGCCGAGCGGAGCCUGGAGGCGCUGAGCCUGGAGUGGCGAGCGACCGGCGCGGGAGCGCGGCAGCCGGGGGGUCGUAGAGCCACUAUCGCCAGCGCGCUGGAGCUGGAGGGCAGCGUGCGCCGCGAGGGCCUCCUCACCCACUUCGUAGCCAGCAACCUGCAGCGGAAGAUCCAGCUCAGCGCGCCCGCCGCCAGCGCCAUCCCCCCCGUAGACCCCGCGGCGCUGCGGGAUCUGGUGGCGCUGGCCGGGCAGGUGGCCGCUCAGGUGGAUGAGCUGCUGCGCAGCGUGCACUGCGGUCUGCAGGCCCUGACCGCACUGAGCGUGGGCUGCAUCCAGACCUACCGCGACGGCGUGGAGAGCCUGGGCGAGGCCGUGGACACCAGCAUCCGAGCCAUGUACACACUGGUGGCGCGGUGCGAGGAGCUGGACCUGGCCAUGCAGCCCGUGCCGGCCUUGGCCAGGCGCAUCCGUGACAUGAAGGGCACGCUGGAGCGGCUAGAGGGGCUCUGCAAAUAGCACCCUGGGGCGGCCGUAACCCCUCAGCCGAUGGCCCACGUUGCUCAAACACCAUGUGCCUAAUCCAACAAGCCAUCUCCAGCAGGUGCUGCUCCUUCACACACACCGCACCUCGGCAUGCGGCAGCUCAGGAGCUGGUCACAGGCCCAGGAUUGAUACUCGGGGAAAGUUUGCCUCCCAUCGAAUGCACUUUAUGCUCAUCUGCCUUGAUCUCCGAGCUGAGGGGUGGCUUCUUCCACUGCUAUUUUUGUUGAAUGUUUUCUUCUGAAAUACCAAUGAAUAGUUCCACUAAACUUAAAUAAAGAUAUUUGCUAUUUUUU
Terrapene triunguis (Three-toed box turtle) is the source of this 1242-nucleotide messenger RNA. RefSeq names its product BLOC-1-related complex subunit 6-like. Gene Ontology annotation, biological process: lysosome localization. NCBI's taxonomy places the organism in Eukaryota, Metazoa, Chordata, Testudines, Emydidae. The coding region runs from base 341 to 922 and encodes 193 amino acids. Gene Ontology annotation, cellular component: BORC complex. The record is from RefSeq and is a predicted model, not a curated record. The transcript has a single exon.